Messenger RNA from Camellia sinensis, 764 nucleotides. Its product is annotated as putative invertase inhibitor. Gene Ontology annotation, molecular function: enzyme inhibitor activity. The record is from RefSeq and is a predicted model, not a curated record. Lineage: Eukaryota; Viridiplantae; Streptophyta; Magnoliopsida; Ericales; Theaceae.
GUGCCACACAUACCAAACAACAACAACAACAACAACAAAACAUGAGGACUACCCUCUCUUUCUCUCCUCUCCUCCUCCUCUUCUUCCUCCUCCUCUCCUCCUCCUUCCACCGCGUAGCCGCCCAAACCCUAAUCUACAACACCUGCAAAACCGGCGUCAACCAUGAUAGCAACAUCGACUUCACUUUCUGCACAACCUCCCUCCAAUCAGCUCCCGCCAGCCAAUGCGCUGACCUACGUGGCCUCGGCAUGAUCUCCAUCAAGCUUAUCCAGAACAACGUGACCGACACUCGCUGCUACGUCAAACACCUAUUGAAAAACAAGAAACUUGACCCAUAUGUCAAGGUUCGUUUACAAGAUUGCUUGGAGCUUUACUCGGAUGCGAUUCCUUCUGUAAAACAGGCAGUGAAGUAUUAUAAGAGUAAGAAAUUUGUGGAUGCUAACAGAGAAAUAACCUCGGUUAUGGACGCUGUGAUCACUUGUGAAGAUGGGUUUUUGGAGAAGAAAGGUGUGGUUUCGCCAUUGAAGAAGAGAGAUAAUGAUACUUUUCAGUUGUCUGCAAUUUCACUUUCUAUCAUGAACAUGUUUCAGACUGGUUCACACUGAUCUUCUUGGCUUUUUCUAAUUUCUCUUCUUUUUUAUGUGUAGAAGAAGAUUAUGGACUCUUGUUUCAAUUUUUUGCUUUUUCUUUUUUGUUUUUUGUUUUUGAACUAUGUGUGAAGGUCAGAUUCUUCUAUUCAUAAAUGGAUUCAGGGAUUCUUCGGU